Arachis duranensis is the source of this 2012-nucleotide messenger RNA. Its product is annotated as B3 domain-containing protein Os01g0905400-like. The transcript is spliced from 9 exons. NCBI's taxonomy places the organism in Eukaryota, Viridiplantae, Streptophyta, Magnoliopsida, Fabales, Fabaceae. The coding region runs from base 166 to 1920 and encodes 584 amino acids. The record is from RefSeq and is a predicted model, not a curated record. Gene Ontology annotation, molecular function: DNA binding.
CUUGGAAAAUGUGAAAUGAUCCAUUCCCUCGAAAAGUUGCACUCCAUCAAACGUCAAAGAUAGUGAUUAUGACUAAAACCGUACAGAGCAAGCAAGCUUCCCAAAACGGCAAAACCUUCUUAACCCACCACAGUCCCUCAUUUCUGCUGAGAAGAAAGGAAGAAGAUGCGUCCCGAGGCACUAGUGUGUGAAGAAUGCGCCUGCAGGUGUGUUUUGUUGCACGGAAACGAGAAGAAAAAAUCGUCACUUUUUCCUCCUUCUUUCUUCAAGAUCAUGUUUGACUCGAACUUUUCCACUAUUAUGUAUCUUCCUGACAAGUUUAAACCUGCUGUAGCUGCCUCCGUUAAUAAGAAAAUCAUUCUUGAUGACAAAAGUGGGGAGAGAUGGAAAGUAACUUUAUCCGAAGCCGGUAGUCACUUGGCUUUCAAGGAAGGAUGGAAUAAGUUUUCGUCGGACCAUGGACUUGAACGUGGAGAUAUUCUGGUAUUCCAUCAUGUUACUGAUGUGCACUUUUAUGUUACAAUCUAUGAUAAAUAUGCUUGUGAAAAGCUUUGUUGUUCGAAUACGAGAAAUAAGACAAAACGUAGAAGGGACAGUAGUGUCUCUCCAGUUAGAGAUGUCAUGUUGGCUACACCAGAUCAAAAUGCGUCGGUUGUUUCUGAGCCAGAUGCUAAAAAGACAAAUAGUCAGAACAAAGUGGUUGGUGUAGGAGGAACACCAAAUAAUGUAGAGAAUAUUUCAAAACAUGAUAAGAGCAAUGGAAGUGUCAAAUCUACGAGAAUGACAGAAAACUAUGACAACACUGCGAAAAUUACAGCCAGAGAAUCAAGAGUUUCUCCUGUCAACUACAAAUUGUGCAUGAAUCCAGUCGAUGCAAUUCUAUGCGACAACUCUCCUUCAUUUGAAGAGAGAUUCAGAGGAGCUGCUGCAUUUUUGUCAGAAGCUGAACUAUCUGGAAAAAGGGAUUCUAUUAGAAAUACUGACAGAAGCAGAUACGACAAUACUUCUACUUGCAAACUUGGAGAAAGAAAAGAGAAGAAUGUUUUGAAAAGGGAAGUUAGAGAGUUCCAAUAUACUGAGGACUUAGAAGGUGAUAAUAAGGUGGCAAUGUCCAAGAAAGAACAUGGCUUUCAUAUUGAUGGAUGUCUCAACACCAAACCAAUGUUUAAUGCCACACCGAAUAUCUCAGAUGCUACUCGACUCAAAAGUGAUCCUAUGGCAACGUCCAAGGGAAAACAUGGAUUGCAAAUUGAUGGAUGCCCCAAUACCAAACAUAUUGUCAAUAAUGGCAUACCAAGGGUCUCAAGUGCUAUUCAAAACGGCAAAAUCUUAAAAAAGAUUAAGAGCGAGCAGGCAGACAGGAAUCCCAGUGAGGAGUGCACUUUUAAGGACAAAGUGUGUGCAAAAGGUGAAAUGCCCAAAAGGAUUAAAAAAGAGCCGCGUAUGGAUAUGACUUACAACGUGUCCAGAUUCAAGGAUGAAUUCGAAGCCAGAGGUAUUGAAGUUCCCAAAGGCUUGCCAAAGGUUAUCAAGAAAGAGUUUGAGAAGAGUUCACACAAGACUGAACAAAAUGAUGAUAACGAUGAUGACAGUGAUAACAUUCAAUUGGCAGAAGUUGUGCGCUGCGUGGUGCCCGAUCAUAAUGAUAAAUUUCUUGAAUUGCCUACAAACUUGCAUCAGUGCCGGAACUACAAAAAUAACAGGAUGGUGGUGAUCCUGCGAGAUCCGCAGAGGAGACUAUGGCCGGUUCUUUACCAUGAUCUUCAUGAUAAAAAAAUGCAUGGUACAAAAGCCUUUUAUCUGAUAAAAGGGUGGUCACAAUUUUACAGAGCCAAUAAUGUUCAACCAGGAGAUUUGUGUACUUUUGAACUUAAGGAGGAGGCUAAACACAUCUUCAAUGUAGAUAUAAACCACAAUUAAUGAUGGUAGAAAAAUAUUACAUAUAUUUUGGUUAUAUGUCUUAUGCUGUGAUGGCUUUGUAUUAAUGAACUUUCUUCACUUGUGUUUUUCUA